This is a messenger RNA of Pocillopora damicornis (cauliflower coral), 371 nucleotides long. RefSeq names its product DNA-directed RNA polymerase II subunit RPB4-like. NCBI's taxonomy places the organism in Eukaryota, Metazoa, Cnidaria, Anthozoa, Scleractinia, Pocilloporidae. The record is from RefSeq and is a predicted model, not a curated record.
UAAAGUGCGGUAACAUUGUUAAACUCAGAAGUGUACAUGUUGUUGGAACACAGAAAGACGCAGAACGAAGAAGCAGAAGAAGAGCAAAAACUGUCGGAAGAUUUCAUGAAAACCCUUAACUACACACAGACGUUUGGUCGAUAUAAAAACAGAGAAACCAUCGCUCAAGUUAGAAGUUUGCUAGGCAAGAAGAAACUUCACAAGUUUGAACUGGCCUGUUUGGCUAAUUUAUGUCCUGAAACAGCAGAAGAAGCUAAGGCCUUGAUUCCAAGCUUGGAGGGAAGGUUUGAUGAUGAUGACCUUCAGCAACUACAGGACGACAUUCAGACACAUAGAAGUUUCCAGUACUAGCCAGAUAUAUGGUGGUUUGA